Cylindrotheca closterium is the source of this 576-nucleotide messenger RNA. The record is from the annotation of a GenBank genome assembly. NCBI's taxonomy places the organism in Eukaryota, Bacillariophyta, Bacillariophyceae, Bacillariales, Bacillariaceae.
AUGCGGUUCGGGAUGGACACCGCCCCUCCCAUUCUCAUGCAAGAAUUUUGCUCCGUCUUGUCCAGUGAGCCUUGGGCGGGCGUCUUCCCGGCUCCAAUCCAGGUUUCCGACAUGGUCCGUCUUGGCUUCCUCCCGUUGCUACCACAAGAAUUGACGAUUGGCCCGUACUGCAAAGACUUGAUGCAUCUCUGCGACUUCCAGUAUCCCAUUGGCCUCAUGCAAGAAUGGGCCAAGAAGGCGGAGGAUGCAGAACCCACAAAGCCACUGACCAAGACCCUUGACGUGCUGAGUGAUAGCGAGUCGUCCGGUGACGACAAUGAUGAUGACAGUCCCCCGACCUUCGAGUGGACCACCAUCAUCAAAAAGUCUUUGGUUGUUUCCACUCCAAAACCUGUGGAGGACAAGAAAAAGUCCCUCCUCACGGCACCCACGUCGCCCGAGGACAACGAUGCCUGGAUCGACCAGCUUGCCCAGAUGGACCUCACCAACGACAGACCCAGCCCUCUGUUUAUCAUGAUCCUACCGGCCGAGGAAGAUGGUUGCUACUUCGUGGUGGUUCGCCAGCGCUAUCUCUGA